Messenger RNA from Trichobilharzia szidati, 228 nucleotides. NCBI's taxonomy places the organism in Eukaryota, Metazoa, Platyhelminthes, Trematoda, Strigeidida, Schistosomatidae. The record is from the annotation of a GenBank genome assembly.
AGUCUACUAUGGUGUUUCGCCAUCUGUAUAGCAUUCGCUUAUCCACUUCCAGAAACCAAAUAUAUUGUGCUCAUUAUCUGUAUUGUAUUGAAUGCCUUAGCAGUUACUCUGGGAAUAAGUAUCCACCGGCUUCAUAAGACAGUAUUAAUAUCACUGUUUACCGUGUCACUGAUGAUCGAUUUGGUUGGAACAGUACUGCUUUUUCUUUCAUUAGGCAUCUAUCCUAUA